AUGAUGAAAACCGAUUUGUUUGCAAUGCAACAGCACAAUAAGAGCGCCGUUCAUCCAUAUACGCCAGAUAAAAAACGAGAAUCCUGCCGUUUGGAUUGGGCAGAAUCAUCAUGGACAAGAUGGAUACAUGUAGCACUUUGGUGGUGGAUUAAACCUAUUCUUUCACUAGGAAAUCGGCGCACACUUGUUGAUGAUGAUUUAAGCGAUAUUUCAAUUAACGACAAGUGUUCCGUCUUGUUGAACAAAGUCAAAUAUGAUAGUUCUAAAUGGCCAGGCACAUGGUAUGUAAUCAGACGAACAUUUAUAAAAGAUUUCUUUCAAACCAUGUUGCUCAUGUUGGCAUAUUCCGCGACACGUGUCGUACAGCCAUUACUCGUUCGUGAAAUUAUUCUUUACAUCAGUGAUACACCAGGAAAACUGCCUUACGCGGGUUAUCUGUCAGCUGUUGGUCUUGGUAUUAUCUCGAUUCUACAAGCCAUAACUCAUCAACAAAGCUAUUUUCGAAAUCAACGAGUAGGCUUUCAAGUCAAACAUGGUACAUUGGUGGGAGUGAAAGGUGCUGUCGGUGCCGGAAAAUCAUCUCUACUAGCUGCCAUUCUUGGUGAGAUCAAUCUUGUCAGCGGAACAGUACAACAACAUGUUCGUUCUAUUUCGUACACUCCACAAUCGUCAUGGAUAUUUGCUGACACUAUACGAAGUAAUAUUCUACUUGGCAAACCAAUGAAUGAAGAACGUUACAAGAAUGUAAUUAAAGCAUGUUGUCUUGAUGUCGAUCUACAGAAUUUUGGUGAAGUUGGUGAUUUAUUGAUGAUUGGUGAUAAAGGUGUUAAUCUGAGUGGAGGACAAAAAGCUCGAAUAUCGCUAGCUCGUGCCCUGUAUGCUGAUGCAGAUUUGUAUUUACUCGAUGAUCCACUUGCUGCUGUUGAUCCAAAAGUGGCAAAGAAAAUAUUUGAUCAAUGCAUUGGUCCACGUAGUCUUCUUCGUCAAAAGACUAGAAUAUUGGUUACACAUCAGAUACAUUUCUUAAAGGAAGCAAAUCAAACGAUUCACUUAGCAAAUGGUCACAUAGAUGAAUUACAUAGUGAGCAAUCUAAUGAAGAUCAGCAAUCAAAUGCUACCGUUGAGGCAGAUUUAUCUGAUGACGACGAAGCAAACUUUAAACUUAACACUACUACAGCUGAUAUGAAUUCGAUCAUCAAAAGUGAAGCAUCAACCGGUGGUGCAGUCAAGUGGGAUGUUUGGUUUCAACUAUUCACUGCGCCACCUUUACGCUGGUUUUAUUUAGGUGCCGGAAAAUCAUCACUGCUUCAGGCUCUCUUUCGACUUGUCCAUCAAUCAUCAACCACCGGCAGUAUCCUCAUUGACGAUAUUGAUAUUGGCUGCGUUUCACUCGAUCAACUUCGUUCUCAUUUAAGUGUCAUUCCACAACAACCGAUUCUAUUUUGUGGCACACUUCGAUACAAUCUUGAUCCAUUCGAACAGUAUUCUGAUGAAGAAUGUCUUAGAGCACUUGAAGCUGUUCAACUCAAACAAUUAGUACGUGACCAUUCUGAUGGACUUAAUCAAUUGGUGGCUGAAUCAGGAGGUAAUUUGAGUGCUGGAGAACGUCAAUUAAUCUGUGUAGCACGAGCCAUUCUCAAGAAAAGUCACAUAUUGCUUAUCGAUGAAGCUACAGCUCAUGUUGACCAUGUGACUGACAGUAUGAUUCAAAGUGUUAUUAGAGAUAAGUUUCGUGAUCAUACGAUACUGACAAUUGCACAUCGAUUGAAUACAAUAGCGAACAGUGAUCGCAUUCUUAUGUUGGAACAAGGGGAAAUUGUCUAUUUCGAUGUACCAAGUAAAAUGAACCUAACUUAA
This is a messenger RNA of Rotaria sordida, 1857 nucleotides long. NCBI's taxonomy places the organism in Eukaryota, Metazoa, Rotifera, Eurotatoria, Philodinida, Philodinidae. The record is from the annotation of a GenBank genome assembly.